AUGGGCGUAUUGUGGAAUUUUGUGCUUACGAGUCUACUCCUGACGAACGCUGUGUGUAUUCUACACGAAAAGCGAUUCCUACGUCCCCAUGGUUGGCACAAGGUGGACUCGUCUCAGGGCAUGACCAUCAAGAAUCAGAUUGUGGGAUUUCUCAUUGCCGUGCAGUAUUUACGCUUUCCACUCAUGAUUAUCAACACACUUAUGAUUCUUCUCGAGUUAAAUCUCCAGGAUCUCGUCAAGGGAAUUCGUUCUACCAAAGGUGAUGUAACGAUCUACAUUGCACAAGCAUUACAAGAAAUUAAAGCAGAACUUCGUAGUACCGACCCUUUUUUAAAAGCACAAGCCAUACGAAAACUCACGUAUCUUCAUAUGCUGGGCUAUGAUAUGUCGUGGGCUGCUUUUCAUGUCGUUGAAGUCAUGAGUUAUGAACGUUUCGCACAUAAACGAAUUGGCUACAAUGCUGCCUGUCAAAGCUUUACCCAAUCAACGGACGUUGUUUUAUUAUGUACCAAUUUAUUAAAAAAAGAAUUUGGAAGUCUCAAUGAACAUGAAGUUGGACUUGCUAUUAAUGUCUUGGCGAAUAUUGUCACGACGGACUUGGCACGGGAUUUACUGGGUGAUGUCUUAGUCAUGAUGGAAUCGUCAAAACCAUAUGUUCGAAAGAAAGCUACUCUUGUGCUGUACAAGAUGUUUCUACGGUAUCCCCAAGGAUUACGACUCUCUUUUGACAAACUUAAAGAGAGAAUGGAAGAACCAGAUAUUACCGUUGUUUCCUGUGCAGUUAAUGUCAUUUGUGAAUUGGCAAAUAAAAAACCCAAGAAUUAUUUAGGACUGGCACCGGAAUUUUUUCGUCUUCUGACAACAUCGUCCAACAAUUGGAUGCUCAUUAAAGUUGUCAAGUUGUUGGCGAGUUUAGUACCGGAAGAACCUCGUCUUGCUCGGAAACUAUUGGAUCCAUUGGCCACCGUGAUUCAAAACACACCGGCCAAGUCGUUGCUCUACGAGUGCAUUAGCACCGUCACGACGGCAUUGCUGUAUACAAAAAAGAGUGACGGAUCACAGCCGCGCAAUGUGGCAGCAGUUGUUCGACUUUGUAAUGACCACUUGCGCCGCUACAUUGAAGACCCAGAUCAAAAUUUACGCUACUUGGGACUUGUUGGUCUCAGUAACUUGAUGAAGUCGCAUCCGUACGUGGUCAAGGAUCAUCAGGAGCUUAUUGUCGAGUGUCUUGCCGUGGAUGAUAUUACAAUUCGUAUGCGUGCACUGGAAUUGCUGUCUGGCAUGGUCAAUCCAGACAAUGCAGUGCCUAUUAUCCGUGAGCUCAUGCGCCAGACUCUGAAUGCUGACGGUGCUUACCGACAUGAGCUCAUCACUCACAUUUUGCAUGUUUGCUCGGUCAACAAGUACGCCAACAUUCACGACUUUGACUGGUACAUUCACGUGUUGGUACAGCUUGCUCGCGUACCAGGAAACAAUGCUGCUAUGGUAGAUGCAUCACUUUCGUCGCUGUCCCCAUCGUCAGGAAGCAUGCUUGGCUCUAGCAGUAGUAGCACAAAGAUAAAAGUGACGGAUGACGAGCCAAGGAUGCGCUCGCAUGGUGUGGAGGUGGCACGGCAGCUUGUGGAUAUCGCUGUUCGUGUGAAGAGUGUACGCAGCAUCAUGGUGGACAGCAUGAUUCAGUUGUUGAUUGAAACGGAGGCGCUUAGUGGCCCGGGGGCAGGCACUCUGCAGGAAGUGUACUAUGCAGCGGCUUGGAUUAUGGGUGAGUACGUGAUGACGUUUUUGAAUGAUGUGGACGAUGAUGAAGAGGAGGACGACGACGACGAAGAGAAAGAAACAGAAGAGGAGAAGCUUCAGCGACUGGAAGAUCUUGCUGGUGAUAUACUUCAACCUCGAGCGAAUGCGUUACCUGCCCGCGUUCAGACUGUUUUCAUUCAGGCACUUCUAAAGAUUCUUGCUGCCAUGGCUGAACGUGCAGAUGAUGCCAUGUUGGAGCGUACUGCAACAGUUAUUAUGGAGCGCUUGCCAACUUUUGUUCAAAGUGAAUAUAUUGAGGUGCAAGAGCGUGCUGUGUGUCUACAGCAACUCCUACUUGCGUUAAAUAUGGGACUUGGCGCAUUAACUGCGCGAGAACGUACUGAACGUGCGUUUGAUGGGAGCGCAUCUAUUGACCCAGCCAAGAAACUUGAUGUGCUGAGCUCGUAUUUCGCUGAACGAUUGGCUCCCGUUGGUGCUAAGGCACAGCGAAAGGUGCCACUGCCUGGUGAUCUGGAUCUUGACGAGCCUUUAACUAAUGCAGAGGCAAAAUUCCUUGAAUCUGGUGGCGACGUGUCGGCAUUUUCAAAUGAAGACGAUCUUGAGGUCUCCUUUGUUAGCCAGGUUCACGCUGGUAUUGGUGGAGGUUACAGUGGUAUUAGCGAUGGAUCUCCCGAGCGAAAGCCGAAGCACAAGCACAAGCACAACCGCCGUCACCACAGCUCCUCUUCUUCCGAGUCAGAAUCCGAAUCUGAAAACUCCGCUGAUGAGAGAGAGAAAAAGAAACGUGAACAUGCGCGUGAGCAAGAGCGACUUCGCAAAGAUCCCUUUUAUCUCUCUGGCGGCUCUCAAGCAUCCACUGACGCCGGAGCUAACGCGAGCUUUGCAGAUAUGAUGGGUGCUUUGGGUACGAAUGGAAAGAAGAAGAAAGCAUCAAAGAAGUUAAAGUCUCGCGAUAUUUUUGAGGUCGAGGUGAUGCCUGACGGUGCUCGUUCUAGUGAUGAAGACCGCCGACGAUCUCGGAAAAAGCGCGUUGGUAUAGACGAAGAUGACCUAGCUGCAGUAGAUUUGAGCACCCCUUUGGGUGAAGACGAAAAGGUCCCCACUGAUCAAUGGUUUCAUCGUCAGACACCGUCUGCCAAGCCGGUGGACGACGAAAAUAAGUCGAAAAAGAGGAGCUCAAAGCACAAGAGGUCUCUUCGUGGCGUAGAUGACGGCAAGAAGAAAAAGGAGUCGUCAUCCAAGAGCUCUACUAAAUCCAAGAAGUCUUCACGAAAACAAGAGAGUUUACUAGUUGGAGGCUUUAGCGAGGAAGCAGCAAAGGCUGAGGAGAGCCGUAGCCAUUGCCGGAGCUCGUCUACAAGGACAAGCAGUAGCCACAAGAAGAGCAGCUCCAGUAAGAAUAGCGGUGAUGGCGAGAAGAGCAAGAAGAAGAGAAAGGACAAGCACAAGAGCUCCAAACGUCAGGAGGCACCGUCACCAGAACCACUCCUGCUUUUUUAG
Molecule: messenger RNA, 3258 nt
Organism: Peronospora farinosa
Lineage: Eukaryota; Oomycota; Peronosporomycetes; Peronosporales; Peronosporaceae
Source: the annotation of a GenBank genome assembly